AUGGUAACCACAUUACUGCCUUUGCCAGGACUGGUAACCGCCGACCCUGAUCCGCCACCUCCACUACUAACUGGCAGAACAGCCGUGGAGGAUGUGAGGAUGGUUGACGAGGAGGAGGAAGAGGAGGAGGAAGAGGAGGAGGAGGAGAGCAAGAGGAGGAGAGGAGGAGGAGGAGGAGGAGGAGGAGGAGGAGGAGGAGGAGGAGGAGGAGGAGGAGGAGGAGGAGGAGGAGGAGGAGGAGGAGGCAGGAGAAGGAGGCAGGAGGAGGAGGCAAGAGCAGGAGGCAGGAGGAGGAGCGCAGCAUGUUGGGAAACAAACGGGACAGUCAUCUGUUAA
Molecule: messenger RNA, 336 nt
Organism: Closterium sp. NIES-65
Lineage: Eukaryota; Viridiplantae; Streptophyta; Zygnematophyceae; Desmidiales; Closteriaceae
Source: the annotation of a GenBank genome assembly